UUAUAAGUGGUGCGAGUGUUACGAUGUCUUCAGAUUUAAAGUUUAAUGGGAAAGUAGUUUUGGUGACGGGCUCGAGCUCUGGCAUCGGGGAGACCACUGCUCUUCUGUUCGCCAAAUUGGGUGCAAAAGUUGUGGUCACCGGAAGAGAUGCGACCAAAGUUGAUGAGGUGGCCCUUCAAUGUCAGCAAAUCUCACCGCAAAACUUCAAAGUUCUGAAAUUUGUUGGGGACUUAGGAGAGGAUCAUAAUGUGGAUCGGCUCAUGGAUCUGAUAGUUAAGACUUAUAACCAGUUGGAUGUAGUGGUGAAUAACGCCGGCAGAGGAAUAGAUCGGACAGAGACGGAUCCGAUGAAGUCUUUCGAUGACUUGCAUAAAGUGAACCUCAGAUCCAUUUAUCGCAUUUGUCUU
Oppiella nova is the source of this 407-nucleotide messenger RNA. NCBI's taxonomy places the organism in Eukaryota, Metazoa, Arthropoda, Arachnida, Sarcoptiformes, Oppiidae. The record is from the annotation of a GenBank genome assembly.